Molecule: messenger RNA, 1020 nt
Organism: Cyphellophora attinorum
Lineage: Eukaryota; Fungi; Ascomycota; Eurotiomycetes; Chaetothyriales; Cyphellophoraceae
Exons: 4
Coding region: 1-1020 (339 amino acids)
Molecular function (GO): RNA binding
Source: RefSeq, a predicted model, not a curated record
AUGUCUGUAGGGAAUUACAAGACGUACGUCUGCGAUGGCGUUGAGAUCAAGGACUUGCAGGGUCUCAUUCUAGCUGAGCUCACAUUCACCUUCAUGGAGCAAUUGGGAACCUACAAGACCUUGGGCUACCAAUUGGAUAACGGCGUCUUGCAACGUGUACACAAGCAUCUUCAGGCAAAGGGUCUAGAGAAUGCUGGCAAGAUAGUGCCGCCCUCAAAGAAGAAGAAGAAGCACAAGUUCGAUGCGGAGCCAGACUCGACAGGAGGGUUCGGACAGCCUACGAGAAAGAGUAGGCGACUUGAGCGGAAAGCUGCAAUGCCGGUAUACCCACCAACACCCGAGUUCAACCUUCAGCGACCAGCACAGUCUCCUCUCGGUGUACCACUGCUAGAAUUGUCGUCAGCAGACUCAGCGCCCCAAACAGCCGCUUCGAUGGAGAUUCAUCCUGCAAGAAUGAGUAUGAUGCAGCAAGACACCAAGUACGAGGUAGAGGAGUAUGUCGAGCCAAUUUACCGCAAAGUAACCGGCGAGAAUGGGUCUGCUCUGCCAUUCAAUCGUCUCGAGGCUGGGAAAUCAUCGACCAUUCCCAUUCGAACAGAAGUAUACCAGUAUGGUGACCGCAAAGACUCCGCAAUCGAGAUCAAUACCAGUCCUUCCGAAGUCCUGAGCGAGACCGACAAGUUUCUGUCCGAAUUUCAGUAUCCUCCCUCCGGUACAUCUGUCAGCCUUCCUCCAGCAAUCGAGCAUCAAUCGGCUGUGACCGAUGUCACCAGUGCUCCGGGGGUGCACCUGAUACUUGAGCAGGUUGACCUCUCGGCAACUGAAAGUGACAUUCGAGCCCUGUUUGCGCUUUACAAUGUCAAAGCAGUCAUCAUGAUGAAUUCCUACCUACUCAUGAAACCUACUGGCCAUGCUUGUGUGGAGAUGGAGUCGUCUGCGGAAGCUGAGAAGUUGCUGUCUGAUGCGAAGAGCCGGACCUUCACUCUUUACGAUAGAGAGAUAAUUCUGAAGCAAGCUUAG